AUUACAUUUCCUGGAGUUCAUCGAUUAGAUCUGUGAUUAUUUCAGUGGCAGGUGCUCAAAGCGCAUGCGCGCCCUUUCUCCUCCCUUUCUAAAAUAGUCCGUCAUGGCUCCUCUCAAGAAGCCUAUAGUGAAGGGUGGGAAGAAGAAGAAGCAGGUCCUAAAGUUCACCCUGGACUGCACUCACCCUGUCGAGGAUGGCAUCAUGGACGCCGCCAACUUUGAGCAGUUCCUGCAGGAGCGUAUCAAGGUGAACGGGAAAGCUGGGAACUUGGGAGGUGGCGUUGUGUCCAUCGAAAGAAGCAAGAGCAAGAUCACGGUGACCUCAGACAUCCCCUUCUCCAAGAGGUACCUCAAAUAUCUUACCAAAAAGUACCUGAAGAAGAACAACCUGAGAGAUUGGCUGCGUGUUGUGGCAAACACCAAGGAGAGCUACGAACUGCGCUACUUCCAGAUCAACCAGGAUGAGGAGGAGGAAGAGGAUGAGGAUUAAACUUGUUCUUUUGUAAAAUAAAUACAUUUUCAAAAGAA
Tachysurus fulvidraco (yellow catfish) is the source of this 528-nucleotide messenger RNA. RefSeq names its product ribosomal protein L22 (gene rpl22). The transcript has 4 exons. NCBI's taxonomy places the organism in Eukaryota, Metazoa, Chordata, Actinopteri, Siluriformes, Bagridae. Gene Ontology annotation, biological process: cytoplasmic translation. Gene Ontology annotation, molecular function: RNA binding; structural constituent of ribosome. Bases 104 to 490 code for a protein of 128 amino acids. Gene Ontology annotation, cellular component: ribosome. The record is from RefSeq and is a predicted model, not a curated record.